Messenger RNA from Epinephelus fuscoguttatus (brown-marbled grouper), 4937 nucleotides. RefSeq names its product ubiquitin-conjugating enzyme E2Q family member 1 (gene ube2q1). The record is from RefSeq and is a predicted model, not a curated record. The coding region runs from base 542 to 1663 and encodes 373 amino acids. NCBI's taxonomy places the organism in Eukaryota, Metazoa, Chordata, Actinopteri, Perciformes, Serranidae. The transcript is spliced from 13 exons.
CAUCUUUAAACCCCACAAGAGGCCAGCCACAGUUGUACACCGGGAUGAAAAACACUAUCCCUACAGCGGGAUAUAAGUUCAGAUCGUGGAGAUGGUGUGAUUGUUCCCCGGUUAAGUAAACAAUGAGGAACUGCACGAGGGGACUGUGAGGAGAUGGUCACGGGACACCGCGAGAGCCUUAAACUGUUGUUACCAUAGGCAGACAACAACAAUAGACGGAAAGACAACAACAACGGACUAGCUGGCUAACUCGCUCGCUAGCAUAUUGCCAAGCUACUGCGCUGUUUUCAGAUGCUAACUGAAAGCUAGCUAACGUUAGCUACUUCAUCAGCAAAUCUGUCCGGUUGCGCUGAAAUUUGACCGGACGCUGUUUUAUAGCUGGCACUGGGUAUCCAGCUACACCUACUGGGACAGUCAGUCACUUCUCUGACACAUUUUCUAAACAAUUUUGUACAUAAAUUUCUGUUGUGGCUUUAGCUAGCUAAAAGCUAAGUCCCGACUUCUCCCCCUCCCCAGCGGCCCAGCCGGAGAUGCGUGGAAGAUGUCGGUGUCGGGGCUGAAGGCCGAACUGAAGUUUUUGGAGUCCAUUUUUGAUCCAAACCACGAACGCUUUAGGAUCAUUGACUGGAAGCCUGACGAGCUGAGCUGCCAGUUUAAUGUAACUGGGGAAAAGCUGUUAAUUAUCCACUGCAAUAUAACGGAAUCUUAUCCAUCUACGCCGCCAAUAUGGUUUGUGGACUCUGAUGACCCGAGCUUGGCGCAAGUUUUGGAGAGGUUGGAAGAUGUGAGAAAAGGCAGCACCCUGCUUUUGCAGCAGCUGAAGAAACUCAUUUGUGACCUUUGUCGGCUGUACAACCUUCCCCAACAUCCAGAUGUGGAGAUGCUGGACCAGCCCCUUCCUGCAGGCCCCGUGGGACAAGACCGAAAGCAUGGGACAGAGGAGGUCACAUCUGAAGAAGAAGAGGAGGAGGAGAUGGGAGAGGACAUAGAGGAUCUGGACCACUAUGAAAUGAAAGAGGAGGAGCCUGUAGAUGGUAAGAAAUCUGAGGAUGAUGGCAUCGAGAAGGAGAAUCUGGCCAUCCUGGAGAAGAUCCGAAAGAAUCAGAGGCAGGACCACUUAAAUGGAGCUGUGUCUGGUUCAGUGCAAGCCUCUGACCGCCUGAUGAAGGAGCUUAGAGAGAUCUACAGGUCUCAGAGUUACAAGACAGGCAUCUAUUCAGUCGAGCUUGUUAACGACAGCCUGUAUGAGUGGCACGUUAAAUUAAGGACGGUGGAUCCAGAUAGCCCCUUACACAGUGAUCUACAAGUCCUAAAGGAAAAGGAAGGAAUGGACUACAUUUUACUAAACUUCUCAUAUAAAGAUAAUUUCCCCUUUGAUCCACCGUUUGUGCGGGUGGUUUCGCCUGUGCUUUCUGGAGGUUACGUCCUUGGUGGAGGUGCCCUGUGCAUGGAGCUUCUCACCAAACAGGGUUGGAGCAGUGCCUAUUCCAUUGAGUCUGUCAUCAUGCAGAUCAAUGCUACUUUAGUCAAAGGAAAAGCCAGAGUGCAGUUUGGAGCCAAUAAAAACCAGUACAAUCUUGCCAGAGCACAGCAGUCCUACAAAUCCCUGGUUCAGAUCCACGAAAAGAACGGCUGGUACACACCCCCGAAGGAGGACGGCUAAAACAGACUCCUGCCUUUCCUGCACUGGGACCACAUGUCUUUGAUUUGUUUUUUUCCUUGCGACCAAUACUUUUUUUUUUUUUUUUUUUUAAUCCUGCAAACCAUUUUGUUCUCUAUAUGAGAGUUUGAACUCCAAACCAAAUUUCUCAUUCAGUGCCCAUCCAGAAACUACCACAUAAACACACAGCCCCACCUGAAAUUUACAUCCAAGCUCAUCGGCUACUCGCAAGGGUGUCUCCUCCUCAAUAUUUAUCUCUCUGUACAUCUGUUGGCUGAUACAAUCUCAUUUUUUUUUUCCAUUGCGACAUUCAUCCCAUACUCCAGGAAAAAUGGUGGACUAAAUAUCACGCGAGCUCACCCUUUGGUUUUUGGCGUUGAGCAUGCCAUGGUUACUUGCUGGCUGUGAGUUGAAAGGUGCAGCAUGGCUUUAUCCGCCAGCAGUGGCGGUCUGACGCUCGAGUCGCCAGACGCUGCCUCUCUGCCCACAGACUGGAUCUGAGAAUGGCAUGUGACAUUCCCUGAUACGAUACAGUGGUGGCUGUGAAGGACAUUUAAAUGCUGGUGUUGGAAGAACCACUACCUUUUCUCUCCAUGGACGGCCUCUGUAAUAUUGUGCUCAUGUAUUAUCUUUGUAAUGCCAAGAUCCCUCCUCUGGAAUAACACGCUUCUGAGGCUAGCUUGCUUUCAAACCUCUUAUCUUUUAAAGCUUGAAGCCCUGAGGUAGGGGAGGAAGAUAAAGAGACUUCUGCAGCCUGGGUGGGGACAGACAGUAAUGAAGAACAGCAUCCUGCUGAGCUCCAAAGUUGGAGACCACUGUCAUCAUCACAACCAGCAACUCCCUGCAGGAGAGGUUUGGCUUGUCGUAGGCUGGCAACACAAGAAACAUGACCAGGCAAAGCAGGGGCGUGUUUGGUUUGGAUCACACUGUAAUGUAGUUGAUUUUAACUCCACAUGUAAACAUGUAAAUUUGUAUUUCUGCAAAAGGAUUUAAUUGUUUAUAAUGUAACCUUGUCUGGGUCUUUGGCUGGGCAAAGACUGUAUUACUAUAUACCCUUGACUAUUAACAGCAGGGGCACUGCAACUUCUCAAGACCCAUUUAGAAUAAGAAAAAGUUGCUUCAUGGAUACUCUUGCUGAAGGAAACAAAAGUACACCGUGAUCUUAAGCUUAAUGACUACUGCGGUUUUGUUUUUUUUGUUUUGUUUUUUAAAUAUUGAUUUGUAAUCCUCAUGUUAUUGGCGACAUCGACAGUACCAUUCCCCCUUAUUUUAUGGCACCUCUUAACUACAAUGUCCGUAACAAUAAUGGCAUAGACACAGCUGUUUCCAGCUGCAUUCCAGAGGUUUGGCUAUUCAUAUCUAAUCACUCAAACCGGAUGAACCUCAGUAAGGCUAUGCAGUGAAGACACCGUCUCGUGGAGUUUUGUUGUACUGAAGAAAAAUUAGUCUUAACAGCUUAACAGUGUAGUUACCUGCUUAGUUCUUGUAGCUGGUUCACAUCCUGAGCACUUUGCCAAUCCUGCAGUUGUUACAGUCUGGAGAAAAAGUGACCUUUUUACCUUCUGACUUUUCCUUGACCUCAUGGCUGGUUUUUUAAACUCAGCCAGAGUUUCAAAUUCACAGCAAUAGUCUCGACCACAUACCUUCUGGCUUCACACCUGGGAAGAUCGACUGGAGUCUGUUCGAUUUCCAGAAUAUUUGUGUAGGUUUGAUAAAUAUUUGUUCAGAUUUGCCACAGGAGGGACCCAGCUCUUCCCAUUUCCACCUCUCUGGUUACUAUUCAUAACCACUCUCAGCACUGCUGUACCCCUCAGCGUGCUGGGUCUUUGAUGUAAUGUGAAUAAUAUGCAGAAAACUGUGUGGAGCAUUCCAAUUAAUGCAGUUACACGUUUGUUGUGGGUGUUCUAUUGUGUGGUUACUUGCAUUGUUUUAAGUAUAUUGUCCUGAAAACCAGCAUAGAAAGCUUAGUUAUGCUAAUUCAUACAGUCAUUCCUCAUGUUUAAGUUGAGUUAGAGUUUUCUCAGUGAUACUAACCUCAGUCACAACACCGAUAUUUUCCAAACAUGUAGAGAUGGGUUCGAAACAUGUUCAUAUUCAGCACGUCUGACGUGUUUGGACUUGCAGGAUAUGUGUAACAAGCGUCACCCUCCUUUUCUUGUCUGACCACAAGUAAAAUCCUAACAAGACUAUGGAUCAUUGGCAUGGUUGUUAGCUGUUGUGAUGCCAUUGGUAUUGUGCUAAUCACUUCAUUCUGGUCACUUUGUCAAGUCCACCCCUGCAUUCUCUGGAGAAGCAAACUCAGGAAUACAUACUGCACACUCGACUUUGCUAAGGAUUGCUUCAGAAUACCGUCAUCAAAUGCAAGAUUGAAUGUGUCGAUCUUUUUUUCCUUCCUUUUUUUAUUUUUUUGGGCCAUUUUAAAAUGACGCCCCAAGUUUUACCAAUAGGCAUCGCGGUGUGUUUUGCUGUUGAAUUGCACACACUUAGGUUUUCUGAAUACUGUUGAGGUUGAUAAAUAAUUAUUAAGCAAGUUUUUUGGAAUGAUCAGAUUUGUGGAGCCGUGAUUUGCUCCCACCCUCAGAUUAACCUGCGCUUGAUGAGGGGUUCAGAACACAUCUACCCUGUCUCUUUGAUAUUGCUGUAUUUUGCAUGUCAAUAUAUCAAUGGGUGUUUUUCCCCAAGCUACUGAAGGCAACGAGUGGUUGAGUAGGGUGGUAAAAAGACUAGAUGUAUCCGUUUUUCAUUGUUUAUUUAACUUGUGGUUUCCUACAUCAGCGCACAGGAUAAUUCCCCCCUGUGCGCCGCUUCCUGAACCGGGUCAGAUACUACGAGAGACGCAUGGACUUACAAGACAUCCUACCUGCUUGAAUUACCUUUAAAGACGCCCAACAAAAAAGUAGCAGAAAAGUAGUUCAGAUUUGUGUGCCAUCAGAACAAUUGUAAGCCCACAUCUUUAACCUGACCUUUGGAAUAAUGGUGUACUCAAGUCUGUUGUGCACUUAAUAACAGCUUCUCUCACACCAACUCCUGUUGUCUGACUAACAAAAAAAAACCCUUCUCUGCUUUGGCGAGCGACGUAUUGGUCUGAGGUCUGAAUUAGCCUGAUUCUGGGUUCUUUCCCUUGCUUCAUUAACUGCAGUGGCCGGGUUAUAAAGUUAUGCACUGUUAGCAUGCUUUGGUUUGGUUUCAUUUUUUUUCCAUUGCAAGGGUGAUUUUGACCAUGUAAAGUAAUUUGUAAACUUGCAUCAAGUUUAUAAAUAAAGAAUUUUAUGAAAUA